UAAUUGUUUUUAGCUGUAAAGUUCAAACUAUUAAUUAACUUAAUUACGAGAAUUGCUUAAUGUUGAGAACAAGUUUAAGAUGGUACUGUAAUCACCAACGAAAAAUAAUGAUGACAAUUUGACCGUGAUGAAGGAAUUUAUCAUAACUUUUGGAAGCAUCGGGUUUGAUCACCCAACUCAAUUUGACCAUUAAAUAAUCUUAGUACAAAUUAGAAGAAAAAUACAAUAAAAACAAAAAGUGAAGUUAGGAACAAAAGGAUAUAUUAAUUUAACACAAAAACAUCAUUAAGCUAUCACAUUAACGACACAUGGUUCAUAAGUUCCCCCACCCUACACUACCCUAAGCCUUUUUAUUUUAGUUAUCUUUAACCUUUCUAUAUAAUUCCCCAUUAACACCAUUUAUUAAUGUUUAUAGUUACAUCUAAUACUAUAUAUUAAUAUUUCCAAAUCCUCCCUACCUCGGGAUACGUCUCGUCGUAUAAAGCAAAGCAUAUCAAACGAUCAUUCCCGACAAACAACAAAACAAACAAAGCAAAGCUCUCUACAGCUAAGUCAACAUAACAAUGAGUUUCUUCCCAUGUUCUUGUCCUCUGUCUUGCAAUAAAACAAGAUCAGAAUGUCAAAAGAAAUCUACUCAUCACCAAUCAGAACCAUCCACGUCGGUAUCACUUCUGUCUCAACCAAGUCUCCCACUAGUUCCUUCUCUUUCUUCUCCGCUGCAAAGCUCCACCGUCGAGCACCAGUGCCUAGCCACUCUCACAGAUCACUCCUCGUACGUCUCUUCUCUCGCCCUCUCCCGGAAAUCACUCUUCACCGGCUCUUCUAACGGUGAGAUACGUGUAUGGCCUCGUGAACAACCGUUCUCAUCCACCGGUAACAUAGUUGGCGCCGGAAGCGGAGGGGUUAAGUCGUUGGUGAUACUUGGAGACAGGCUGAUAAGCGCUCACCAGGAUCACAAGAUUCGUGUAUGGAAGAUCAUCGACGAUAGUAAUAAGUACAAAUGCGUGGCGACUCUUCCGACGAUGAACGACCGUUUCACUAGCCUCUUCAGUCAGAAAAGCUACGUGGAAGUCCGACGGCACAAGAAGUCCACGUGGGUACACCACGUGGAUGCCGUUUCAUCUCUAGCCUUGUCACAAGACGGCUCUCUGCUUUACUCUGCUUCGUGGGACAGGAGUUUCAAGAUAUGGAGAGCAUCCGACUUCAAAUGCUUGGAGUCUAUAGAAAAGGCUCACGACGACGCCAUCAACGCCAUCGUGGUGUCUAGAGACGGGUUUUGCUACACGGGUUCGGGAGAUAAGACGAUCAAAGUAUGGAUCAAAAAGGACAAGAGUCACUCUCUGGUCGCUACUUUAAAGAAACAUCUCUCGGCGGUGAACGCUUUGGCCGUUAGUGAGGACGGAAAGGUUCUUUACUCAGGAGCGUGUGAUAGGUCGAUUCUUGUGUGGGAGAGGCUAAGCAACGGAGAUGGUGAUGAUGAUGAGUUACAUAUGACUGUGGUGGGAGCUUUAAGAGGGCACACGAAAGCGAUUAUGUGUUUAGCGGUUGCGUCUGAUUUGGUGUUGAGUGGAUCAGCAGAUAAGAGCUUGAGGGUUUGGAGGAGAGGGUUAUUGGAGAAAGAUGGUUAUUCUUGUUUAGCGGUUUUGGAAGGACACACCAAACCUGUUAAGUGUUUGGCUGUCUCGGUUUCUGGUUCCGGUUCGGAUUCUAAUUCUGAUUAUUCUUGUAUGGUUUAUAGUGGGAGUCUUGAUCUUUCUGUUAAGGUUUGGAACUUGAGGGUCUCGACUGUUUAACAGUCUUUGUCAUGACCCUUGAGUAGUCUCUCUUACAUUUGUCAAUAUACUUUAUGAAUUUGUUAUCUGAUAAUGGAAAUAUGUAGGGUUAGUCCUAAA
Brassica napus (rape) is the source of this 1892-nucleotide messenger RNA. Its product is annotated as protein JINGUBANG. Lineage: Eukaryota; Viridiplantae; Streptophyta; Magnoliopsida; Brassicales; Brassicaceae. The transcript has a single exon. The coding region runs from base 564 to 1793 and encodes 409 amino acids. The record is from RefSeq and is a predicted model, not a curated record. Gene Ontology annotation, molecular function: protein binding.